AUGGCCUACACGAGAGCUGUGAUUCCUGAUGAUUUCGAGCUUCCCGUUGCGGCUUUUGACAUUCCCCAAUGCUAUAAUGGUGAUCUUUCGGGAGUUGUGAUUCCUGAGGGAUUGGUGAGAGAUCGAGUUCGCAGGCUUGCAAAAGAUAUUCAUUCUCAAAUUGGAAAUGAGCCGCUUUCUUUGCUCUGCGUCCUCAAAGGAUCUUACAAGUUCUUCACUGUUUUGGUUGAAGAAUUGACGAACGCUCGUUCUUCGUGCCCAGAGCCGAUGACUGUUGACUUCAUUCGCGUCAAGAGCUACGAGGAUCAGAGCAGCACCGGAACGAUCCAAAUAAUGGGAUUGAGCAAUUUGGAUGAGCUCAAAGACAAGAAUGUUCUAGUUGUCGAUGAUAUCGCGGAUACUGGAAGAACGUUGGCGAAGCUUCUCGACACUUUGAAGAGCAUCGGAGUCCGUCAAACAUGGACGGCUCUGUUGCUCUCCAAGCGGGUUCAUCGCGCUGUUCCAGUCCCCGAAGACUUUGUGGCGUUCGAGAUUCCUGACAAGUUCAUUGUCGGAUAUGGUUUGGACUACAACCAAAAGUUCCGCGAUCUUGGCCAUAUCUGCGUCAUGAGCCCUGCCGGAAUCCAGAAAUAUAAGAACUGA
This is a messenger RNA of Caenorhabditis bovis, 642 nucleotides long. NCBI's taxonomy places the organism in Eukaryota, Metazoa, Nematoda, Chromadorea, Rhabditida, Rhabditidae. The record is from the annotation of a GenBank genome assembly.